AUGUCUUACACUUCUGGUACUAUUGCCGAAGAUCCGGCCUAUGAGAAUGUUCUCCCACCCAAUUUCAUAAACGGCUACUCCUCUGCAGCCUAUCAGAUCGAAGGUGGUGCUGCUGAAGGAGGGCGUGGACCCUCUAUCUGGGACAAGCAUCUCCAUGAAGCCAAUAAGGAUCACGGAGACGUCGCUUGUGACAGCUAUCACCUGUGGCAACAGGACAUUGACCUGCUGAAGCAAUACAAGGCCAAUGGCUAUCGAUUUUCCGUUUCAUGGUCCCGUAUCAUCCCCAAAGGUGGAAGAAAUGACCCAAUCAAUGAGGAGGGCAUCAAGUACUACGACGAUCUUAUCAACGCUCUCCUUGCAGCCAACAUCGAACCAACAAUUACCCUCCUGCACUUCGAUGUGCCCCUUGGUAUUCACGAGCGCUACAACUCGUUCCUAGCGAUGGAUCCCCGCGAGUUAAUUGCCGACUUUACCUUCUUCUCAAAGGUCUGCUUCGAGAGGUUCGGUGAUCGCGUUAAGAAGUGGCUUACCUUUAAUGAACCUUGGAUUUUUCCUUCACUUCUGUCAAUGGGCAUGAUCAAGGAAUUUACCAAGAAGGACUUCUUCCGGUAUGACUCUCUUGUGAAUAGCGAGUGGGUUGAGCCUCUGAAUGAUACACCUGAAGCCAUCCGAGAGGCCAAGCUCAGUAUUGAGAGAACCUUUGGCUGGUUUGCCGACCCUAUCUUCCUUGGCACGCAGACCUCGUCCUGGUAUCACUACGGGGAAGAAUUCCCGCGACUCUCUGAGAGUGAACUUGCUUCGCUUAAGGGUUCAGCCGAUUUUUUGUCUCUCAACCACUAUGGCACGACCUAUGCUACUGGCCGCCCGGUUCAGCCCAAUGGCGAUCCUCGAUUUAAUAUGGAUGAUGUUGAUAAAGUUUGGGAGAAGGACGGCGUCAAGAUUGGCAAGCGAGGAGAAGAAGGUCAUCCUCAUAUUGUUCCCUGGGGCUUCCGAAAGCUUCUUGUGUAUAUCUGGGAGACCUAUUGCAAGUCUCAGAAUAUCCCCAUUGUGAUAUCCGAAUGUGGAUUCUCCGUCGAACACGAACAGCACAUGUCGCUCGAGCAGAUUGUCGAUGACAAGGAUCGUCAGGAGUACCUGAGUCUGUACAUCAAAGCCCUCUGCGACGCCUCCAAAGAGAAUGGAGUUCUGGUUACAGGAUUCUAUGCCUGGAGUCUCCUGGAUAAUCUCGAGUGGCUAUCUGGUUACGGACCAAGGUUUGGAGUUACGCAUAUUGAUCGCGAGAACGGAUGCAAGAGGACACCCAAAGAUUCUACAAAGCUUUUAGCAGCCAUCUGGAAGCACACCACUAAGGGAAUGUAG
Molecule: messenger RNA, 1359 nt
Organism: Fusarium subglutinans
Lineage: Eukaryota; Fungi; Ascomycota; Sordariomycetes; Hypocreales; Nectriaceae
Product: cyanidin 3-O-glucoside 5-O-glucosyltransferase (acyl-glucose)
Exons: 11
Coding region: 1-1359 (452 amino acids)
Biological process (GO): carbohydrate metabolic process
Molecular function (GO): beta-glucosidase activity
Source: RefSeq, a predicted model, not a curated record